Choloepus didactylus (southern two-toed sloth) is the source of this 1956-nucleotide messenger RNA. It is a transcript of the gene SLC39A5, whose product is annotated as solute carrier family 39 member 5. The coding region runs from base 234 to 1838 and encodes 534 amino acids. NCBI's taxonomy places the organism in Eukaryota, Metazoa, Chordata, Mammalia, Pilosa, Megalonychidae. Gene Ontology annotation, molecular function: zinc ion transmembrane transporter activity. The transcript is spliced from 12 exons. Gene Ontology annotation, cellular component: membrane. Gene Ontology annotation, biological process: intracellular zinc ion homeostasis; zinc ion import across plasma membrane; BMP signaling pathway. The record is from RefSeq and is a predicted model, not a curated record.
GUGACCCUUGCCCGCCUGCCUGCCUACCACCCCCCUACAGCUGGAAUCAAGAAGGCUGUGUCCCCCUUCCUCUGGGCUCUGGGCGUCCUUCCCUGUCUCCUGCUGCCAGCAAGCCCUGGUGGGGAACCUGAGGUGACGGCUCUCAUGCUGCCAGUGGGGGGCACAGUCUUCAGAAUGUUCCGGAGGGAAUAGAAGCCAGAACCUGAGCCUCUGACCUCUAUUUCCCCCCAGUGAUGGGGCCCCCAACGUGUCAUCUGUUGACUGGCCUGUGUGUGGGGAUGGUCUUGGGCUGGGUGGGGGGCUCAGCCCCCAGCCUGGGCCCUGCUGAGCAGGAGCAGAACCAUUACCUGGCCCAGCUGUUUGGCCUGUAUGGAGAGAAUGGGACGCUGACUGCAGGGGGCCUAGCUCGGCUUCUCCACAGCCUGGGGCUAGGCCGAGUUCAGGGGCUUCGCCUGGGAUACCAUGGGCCUCCAGCUGGCCGGGCUGCACCCCCAACCGGAGAUAACUCCACACACAGGCUACAGGACCCUGAGCUGAGUGUGGAUAUCUGGGCAGGGCUGCCUCUGGAUCCCUCGGGGUGGGGUGAGCUGGAGGAGCCAAAGGCCCCCUCGGGCCUGGGCCUCUUUCACAGGCUUCUGCUGCUGGACCACUCACUGGCUGACCAUCUGAAUGAGGAUUGUCUGAACGGCUCCCAGCUGCUGGUCAAUUUUGGCCUGAGCCCCGCUGCUCCUCUGACCCCACGUCAGUUUGCUCUGCUGUGCCCAGCUCUGCUUUAUCAGAUUGACAGCCGUGUCUGCAUCCAGGCCCCAGCCCCAGCACCACCUGGGGAUCUACUUUCUGCCCUGGUUCAUAGUGCCCUGGCGGUCCUGCUGCUCAGCCUGCCUGCUCCCCUCUCCCUGCUGCUGCUGCGGCUCCUGGGACCUCGUCUAUUGCAGCCCCUGCUGGGUUUCCUGGGUGCCCUGGCCGUGGGCACCCUUUGCGGGGAUGCAUUGCUACACCUGCUGCCGCAUGCACAAGGAGGACAGCAUGCAGGGCCUGGCGGGCAACCAGAGGAAGACCUGGGUCCGGGGCUGUCGGUGCUUGGAGGCCUCUUCUUGCUCUUUGUGCUGGAGAACACCCUAGGGGUUUGGCAGCACCAACGGCCAAGAUGCUGCAGGCGGAAAAGAAGGGAUCUCGGAACUCCAAACCCGGACCCGGAGGAUGGCAGUGGGAUGGCUCUUCAGCCCCUACAGGCCGUUCCAGAGCCAGGGACUCAGGGCCAGAGGGAGCAGCAUGACAGCCAGCUCUCAGCAGCCCCAGCCCCAGCCCCUUCUGGGCUCCAAGGCCACAGUCACGGGCACCAGGGUGGACAUGGCACCAACAUCACAUGGAUGGUCCUCCUGGGAGAUGGUCUGCACAACCUCACUGAUGGGCUGGCCAUAGGUGCUGCCUUCUCAGAUGGCUUCUCCAGUGGCCUCAGCACCACCCUAGCGGUCUUCUGCCACGAGCUGCCCCACGAACUGGGUGACUUUGCAAUGCUGCUGCAGGCAGGGAUGCCCUUUCGGCGGCUGCUAAUGCUGAGCCUGGUGUCUGGAGCCCUGGGACUGGGGGGUGCUGCCCUGGGGGUGGGGCUCAGCUUGGGCCCCAUCCCCCUCACUCCCUGGGUGUUUGGGGUCACUGCUGGGGUCUUCCUCUACGUGGCCCUUGUGGACAUGCUACCAGCCCUGCUUCGUCCUCCUGAGCCCCUGCCUAUGCUCCAUGUGGUACUGCAGGGGCUGGGGCUUCUGCUGGGGGGCAGCCUCAUGCUCACCAUCGCCCUGCUGGAGGAGCAGUUGUUGCCACUGGUCUCUGAUGGCUGAUGGGAGCCAAGUGGAAAGGGGUCCGGGCUGCCCUUCCUUCCCCCCAGCCACAGGAAUGGAGGCGGGACACAGGGCCAGUAGGAGCAAUAGGAUUUUAAUAAACAGAACCCAUCCCAAA